Closterium sp. NIES-67 is the source of this 2175-nucleotide messenger RNA. The record is from the annotation of a GenBank genome assembly. NCBI's taxonomy places the organism in Eukaryota, Viridiplantae, Streptophyta, Zygnematophyceae, Desmidiales, Closteriaceae.
UUGCGAUGCCGAUCUCCAAACCCUUCACUUGUGCUCGCAUACGCACUAUGGAGAAGACUCGUUACAAGAGCUCGUUUCGCCGCCGGAAAGCGUCAUCGGCGCACUUCAGCAGCUGCGGGAAUUGCGGAUCAGCGCGGGGCCGAAUUUCAGGGGGCUGACGGAAUGUGUCGGCAGCUGGAGUAACCUCCGACGGUUGACUGUCAGUAAUCUCGACUCGGCUACUGUUAAGACGCUUCCUGACGCCAUAGGCGACUUAACCCGGCUGGAAACCCUAGAAGUUGUUUUGGACGGGCUGGAGCGCAUUCCGGACUCCUUUCAAUGGCUGACCGGGCUGAAAAACGUCUCCCUCCAAUGCGAAAGCUUGCAGCGCCUGCCCGAAAGCGCCCUGGCGGCGCUGACUCAGCUGCAGACUCUCACCCUCCAGGGCUGCAACUCCCUUAAAGCCCUCCCUGAUACCCUCUGCCUCCUCCCCCUCUCCUCCCUCUCCAUCUCCUCUUGUGCAUCCCUGGACUCACUCCCACAACACAUCGGUGCCUUAUCCAAUCUGCAAACCCUCAAGCUCUUCAACCUUACUGAAAUCCGGUCUCUGCCCGAAAGCCUGGGUUAUUUACCCCGGUUGAAAACGCUGGAGCUGGACCUGCCCGCGCUGCAGCAUCUGCCCGAAAAUUUGUUUGAAGGGAGCUUGUGCAAUUGCCUGGAGGAGCUGAAACUGACAGACUGUAAGCAGUUGAAGGAGCUUCCCUCCUCGCUGAACAGGCUGACUCGCUUAGAGACACUCCAUGUCGAGUCAUGCUCCCUUAUAGAGUCUUUGCAGCCACUGGCCCCUCCAAGCUCCGGGGAAGGUUCGGGAACCGAGCCUGAACCUAUCAGUCACACCGAAAAGGUAAUGAUUGCGGUACUAUUCACGGCAGUGACCUUCACUGCGAUGGCUUUAAUUUCCGUACCGCUGCUCGCCAUACAACGACUCACAGAAAACGAUCUCCUAAGCGGGGGACUAGACAUGAGCCCGACUCAGCUGCUAGUACCGGCUGCAGGGCUGGCUAGAGCUGGAGGCACUAGUGUUGUGGCAAUGCUUGUGGUGUUCCUGGUUAUUGUUGUGGCGCUGCUGAUGGCUGUGGUUCCGAGAGCGUGGCUGUACCAUGCCUUGCUGCUCGCUGCUGCUCUGCUGGUCGCUCUGCUGCUGCGAAGUAGCAGUGAAGACAGCACCACCACUGACACCGCCACCGACACCACCACUGACACCACCACUGACACCACCACUGACACCACCACCGACACCACCACUGACACCACCACCAACACAGACACAGACACCACAACUGACACUGACACUGCCCCUGCCCCGGCUAGUGCCUCCGUCCCUGCCUUUGCUUCAACCUCUGCGCCGCUCUCUGCCCCUGCACCUGCACCUGCCCCUGCACCUGCCCCUGCACCUGCCCCUGCACCUGCCCCUGCACCUGCCCCUGCACCUGCCCCUGCCCCUGCUUUUGUAUCCAUCCCUCUCGCUGACUCUGCUACUACCACCACAGAUUACCAGCCUGGGCUAGUGUCCCUCACCGAACUAAAAAUUUCCAACUGCCCGCUCAUCACCUCGCUCCCCGAAAACUUCUCCCUCCCUGCCCUCCACACCCUGACCCUGCACUCCCUGGGCAACCUGGAAAAUCUCCUGGAUUUAUCAGGCAGGCGGCUACCCCACCUGAAGCACCUGAUGAUGGAAGAUGUGGGCGGGGAGGGUGACCAUGGCUGGUUGACUGUAUCCCGGGUGUGCGCACGGGCCGACUGUGGCUGUUACUGCAUAGCAACGUGCUGUUUCUUCUGCUGUAUGGAGUGGAUCUUUUGCUCCAGGUGGUUUUGCUGUGCGCGCUGCGCGUUUGUUCUGCCAUGGGGGGUGCAGGCACUUGGUUGGGCUGUCUUGCGUGUAGGCUGUACAGGUCAGCUUGCAGGGUAUGCAGGAGGGGUGGUAGGAAGCUGCUGUGAGUGGCCUGCGGCUGCAAAGGUGCUGGUUGUGCUCGAGGUGGGCUUUCUGUGCUUGAUGCGUCUUUGUUAUUUCGUGAAGGGUGCUUGCACUGGAUUGGGUUGUCUUGGUUGGAACCCGUGUAGGUCAGAUAACAGGUUAUGUGGGAGGGGUGGUAGGAAGCUGCAGUGAGUGGCUUGCUGUGACUAGUGGCAAUUCAA